UGACGCUGAUUAAACAGGUGAAGCAGGAUCUUGUAAUUGCUGGUAUUUCGCGUUUGCUCUCCGAUCGAUUAAGAGCUCGUGGACUUCAGUAAAGCUUCUGCUUCAGUGGGCAGGAUUUGAAAGCAGGGCUGCUCUGUCACCAUGUUUGACCUGAAGAAGAGGAAUAGUUUGACUCUGAGGGACAGCCGCGGGACGGAGGAGUUCAGACGAGUGGCGGUCAGACGGAAAGUCCAAGGUCCUGUGGGUGACUGUCAAACCUCAGAUGUGAGCAGUGGUGUGAGGGGUUCAUACAACGGUGGCCAUGCUCAUGGCAGAGUUUCUGGAUCAGAACUGAUGUCAAAAAUUGGUACAGAAAAAGAUGAUGAGAAAAGCCCAAUGAAGAGAUCACCUUUUAAACCCCAAGUGCCUCCUAAACCAGAUCACCUCCAGAGCCCUGUUUUCUGUUCACGCCUAACAGAAGAAGCAGGUCGAGGCUCAUUUCCUCCCGAGGUGAUAAGAAAUAUCUUUGCGAACAUUUCCUCAAUCUACUCUUUCCACAGCCAGUUUCUGCUGCCUGACCUGGAGAACUGCAUCACACACUGGUGUAAGAGCCCAGGCCUGGGUAAGGUUCUUCUACAGCACGCACCCUUCCUGAGGAUGUACGCUGACUACGUCAGAAACUUCGAUCAUGCAAUGGAGCUGGUGAGGACCUGGACCGAACGCUCCUCUGCUUUCAGAAACAUCAUCCAGGACAUACAGAGUCGGGGGAUCUGUGGCAAACUCACCCUGCAGCACCACAUGUUGGAGCCAAUCCAGAGGGUUCCACGUUAUGAGAUGCUGCUGAAGGAUUACCUGAAGAAACUGCCUGAAGAUGACCCGGAUUAUGAGAUUACACAGAGCAAGUUGUCUUUUAACAACUUCCUGCUGUGCUGCUCUCCAAAGUUCAGCCUGGUCGGGCAGCGUUUCACUGUGCGCUGCAGGAUCGGGAUGGAUGGGAUGCAGGUGCAGCAAACCACCAACGAGGACCAUCCAUACAGCUUCCAAAUAUCUGGAAGGGAAAGGAUCCUUGAGCUGCAGGCCAGCUCCAAGCAAGAUCGGGAUGAAUGGAUAAAGGUGAUUCGUGAAGCCAUUGAUGUGUUUCAGAAGAAAAAUGAUACCUUCAGACUGGCUUCUAGGGAGCUUACUGUAGCAGAACCAACAGAGGAGCUCGGCAAACGAGCCCCUCGCUGGAUCAGAGACCAUGAGGUGAUCCUGUGUAUGUCCUGCAUGGAGCCUUUUAACGCCCUUACUAGAAGAAGACAUCACUGCCGUGCCUGUGGUUUUGAUUUAAAGCCCCUGUUCACUAUACCUCUACUGGGCUGCAGCGUAGAGGCUUUCCCCCAGGCGUUUCAGGGUCAGUCCUGCUUCUGUCUGACCCAGUCCAAAACCCGCCACACUUUCACCUGCGAUUCUCUGGACAUCAAACGCAGCUGGCUGAGUGCUCUGAAAGUGGCUGUGACAGGAUGGCGUACAGCAUGCUCACUGGCUGUUUGUGACAACAGCAGAGGAAUCAGGUCUGGCAUUAAUGGGAGUCUCAGUGGUGAGAACUUUGUAGUCAGUGGCAACAAGGACCAUCGCUCUUGAAUGUUUGCAGUGUGUCACGUAUGCAACAGCAGAACAAAUGUCCAUUGUUGGAAAAUGAAAGUUCAGGAAUAUAAAGGUUACAGUACUCUGAAAACUGUGUCUUUAAAAGUGUUGUGCACUUUAUUUCAGAAAUGGUUUACAGUAAAAUAAAUAAAGUGUUUUAACGUGA
Neolamprologus brichardi is the source of this 1771-nucleotide messenger RNA. NCBI's taxonomy places the organism in Eukaryota, Metazoa, Chordata, Actinopteri, Cichliformes, Cichlidae. The record is from RefSeq and is a predicted model, not a curated record.